Tetrahymena thermophila SB210 is the source of this 1956-nucleotide messenger RNA. RefSeq lists its product as hypothetical. The record is from RefSeq and is a predicted model, not a curated record. The transcript is spliced from 2 exons. NCBI's taxonomy places the organism in Eukaryota, Ciliophora, Oligohymenophorea, Hymenostomatida, Tetrahymenidae.
UUCUAAAAGUUAUUUUUAUACAAACAUCAUUUGACCAAUAAAAAAUCUUUUAAACUAGAAUUUGCAGAUUAUUUUAUAAUUUUUAUUACUUUAAUGAGUAACUUUGCUCCUAGCUAAAAUUAAAUACUUCCUGUAAGCAUAGGAUAGCCAGUGCCAAGCUCUUUUAUUAUUAGAUAAUAAUAGGAAACUUUACAACGAUUAUAAGAGCAGAAUCAAAAAUAGCAACAGCAAAUAGAAAGCCUAAAAAGCAGAUACAGUAAUAACAUUCCAAACCCUGUUACAAUAAGAUCUUAGAGUCCAUCUUCAAAUUUACUAACCCUUCCGAGGGCGAAUACAGCAGCAACAUAAUAAAAUACAUAGUUUGAGUUGUAAAGCAAUAAUAAUCUUUCUAAUUUAAAUUAGAGGUCUUCAACACCACCAUAAAAUAGAUUAUUUGUUUAAUCUGAAAAUAGUUAUUUACCAAACAGCAUUUAAACUACUCAAGGUAUCAGUAAUUUAAAUGCUUAAAUCAUUCCAGUUACUUAUUCCAAUAUUGCUCCAGCUGCUUAAUAGAAUUCAUAUCAAGUUUCUUAGCAAUACUCAAAUAUAAUUAAUAGGCCAGUCUAUAAACUACCAAGGGCUAUUUAAAUUGAUCAAGAUUAACCUGUUUAAUUAUAAGAUAUAUCUUAAAACUUCUCUCCAUAGGGAUUAAGAUAUGAAACAGUUAUAAAUUAGCAACCAUAAAAUAUACCACAAUAAAUUCCUAUAAUUUAAAACUAGCCUGUUAUUAUAGCAUCUCCAGAAGCUUAAAACGGAGUAUAAUAUUUGCAAUCUUCCUUUAAUGGAAACCAAGUAGUUUCUAGUUUUUUAAAUGAUAGACAGAGUUUUCAUUAAUAAUAAGAAAUAAAAACUGUUUAAUACAUUCCAGUUGAAACAGUUAAACAAGAUUAAGCUUAACAAUAGCUUUUCACUGCUUCUGCUAACAGAUUUAGUGCUUAGGAAAACAGAAAAGAUCAAUAAGCACUAUUUCCUGAAAAUAGAAUUAAAACAUUCUAAAGUAGUUAUAGAAGGCAACAUAACUCAUCUUAAGAUUACUCAAAUCAAUAAAGAAAUAAUGAAAGUUUAAAUAAAGAAAAUGAAAGAUUCUAAAAGUCUAAUUUAUCCGAUACUUAGAAAUAUUAAAAUAAAUAUGACCAAUAUAUCACCAAAGACGAACAUGAGAGAAUGAGAGAAAAGUUUAUUCGUCAAAUAGAAGACCUAGAAUCGCAAAUAAAUAAGCUCAACAAUGAUGUUAAAACUAAAAACAUAGAUAUUGACACUCAAAAAUCUGUUAAUGAAGACUUAAUCAAAAAGAAUUAAAAACUAGAAAGCAAGGUCAGAGAGUUAGAAAAUGUUAUUGAAAAUUUAAAAGAUGAGUAAGAAAAAUUGGUGGAUGUUUGUGAAAAGAAAGAUGUAGAAGUUGAAGAGUAAAAUUUACAAUUAGCAGAAAAGCAAAGAGAAGUUAAUGAAAUAAAAUAAAAAAUGGAAAAUAUGUCAGCUUUCUAUACUGAUUCUUAGGAAAAAUUGUAGUUAUAUGAAGAUACUUAAGAAGAACUCUAAAAUCAAAUAUAAAAAAAUAUUAAUUUGGAAUAACGAAAUAACUUUUUAAAUUAAGAAAUAUAAAAUUCAAAGUAAAUUGUUUUAGACUUAGAAUAGCAAAUGAAGUAGCUUCAAGCAUAGCUUCCACCAGUUCCAUACAAGCAGAUAGAAUAAGAAACAAUAAAAAUGUAGUAAUACAUUUAAAAUUUGGAAUAGCGAUUGUUGAUACUUACUCAUGAAAAAAAUGAAGAAGUCCAGCAUUGGCGUUCUAUGGCAGAAAUAGACUCUGUAAGAGUAUUUUAAGAAAUGGAAAAUCGCUGCAAAUUCUUAGCCAACGAAAAUGAAAGAUUAAAUUAAAUUAUUGUCAAUAGAUGUAUAGACAUGAGAUAAAAUUGGUGA